Molecule: messenger RNA, 3841 nt
Organism: Halichondria panicea
Lineage: Eukaryota; Metazoa; Porifera; Demospongiae; Suberitida; Halichondriidae
Product: DNA topoisomerase 3-alpha-like
Exons: 29
Coding region: 763-3753 (996 amino acids)
Biological process (GO): DNA topological change
Cellular component (GO): nucleus
Molecular function (GO): zinc ion binding; DNA binding; DNA topoisomerase type I (single strand cut, ATP-independent) activity
Source: RefSeq, a predicted model, not a curated record
UCUUGAUAGAUUACAUCACCCACACUGGAUUGGUCAGUGUGCAAAUUCCAAGCUUGUGACAGAUACAGGAAGUCACGUUACUCUCCGCAUACAUCUGAUGUACAGUAUGCCUACGUUCGAUACUCUCUCUCUAUCAUAAACUCUUGAAGCUAUUCAGUGUCUAGCUCUGGCCCUGCUCAAUGGAUUUGAACCCUGCCCUUCCCAAAAUCCUGGCUUCGCCACUGCCAAUAGUCCUUUCGGCCACAGGGAGCAUGGUAAAACAGUCCACAACGUUUUACAAGCGACUUGCUUCUCGUCUAGCGGAAAAAUGGGAGCAGCCAGUCAGCUGGAUAAUCAGAUACAUUUCUCUGUGAUUUGUAUACUUGACUCAGGCUGGUUGGGGAUGCUCGAGUACCCCUAGCAUUCCCCCUGGCUACGCUCCUGGCCAUACUGCUCGACCCUGUACUGGCUAUGUGCUCGUCUGUCUUUCUUUCUUUCUACUGAGAUCAGCAAUACAAUGUAUUCGUGGCCUGCUCAUCCAAGGGCCACGCUGUGAAGUCCUCGCUAAUUGAUUUGAUCAGCAGCGAAGCAAGCCUUCACUCCUAGCUACAUGCCGGAAAACUGAAUUAAAGACACAUUAUAAAGACAUGUUAUAUUUUCUUGACCGAAUAUUUUGACUCCGAAAAUUACCCGCUAGAUUUUUAUGAGUGCACGUGAUAAUUAACCGCAGAGGUAGAACGAUCUUCUUAAAUACGUGCAAAGCUCAACUUUGCACCCGGACCCAUGCCUGGAUACAAAGUCUUGAAUGUUGCAGAGAAGAAUGAUGCAGCCAAGGAACUGGCCAACGUUAUGGGGAGGGGGAGAGUCCGUAGAAGAGAGGGGUGCUCCAAAUUCAACAAAAUUUACGAGUUCGAUUUCAAUCUAUUUGGUCAGAACUGCCUGAUGGUUAUGACCUCUGUGUCUGGUCACCUGCUCUCACUCGACUUCAACCUUGCGUACAAGAACUGGAACAACUGCACCCCAGGCACCCUGUUCACAGCUGAUGUGCAGCGAUUUUGCCCUGAUAAUUUCAUUCCGAUAAAGAAGACGCUAGAGCGUGAGGUGAGGGGGUGUCAGCACCUGGUCCUCUGGACGGACGGGGAUAGAGAGGGGGAGGGCAUAGCCGCGGAAAUCGUUGAGGUUGUCACUAAUGUCAAAUCUAGAGGGCUGCAAAUCCACAGGGCAAGAUUCUCUGAAAUCACUCACCAGUCUAUAAUGAGGGCAUGUGCUAACCUUGGUGUGGUAGACAGUAGAGUAGUAGAUGCUGUGCAAGUACGGCAAGAGUUGGACCUUCGUAUAGGUUGUGCGUUCACCCGUUUCCAGACACGCCGUAUGACCAAGGCCUUCCCCUCGGUGCUCAGUGACCAGCUCAUCAGUUACGGCCCUUGUCAGUUCCCCACUCUUGGAUUUGUUGUGGAGAGAUACAAGCAAGUGCAAGCCUUUAUUCCAGAGGCCUUUUACAAGAUCAAAGUGUGCCAUGAGGUGGAUGAAUUGAAAGUGGAGUUUAACUGGAAGAGAGUGAGAGUGUUCAACCAUCUAGUCUGCCUGAUACUGUGCCAAAUCUGUUUGGAGAAUCCCACGGCGCUGGUGUUGGGCACUACCAGUAGACCACGUAGCAAGUGGAGACCUCUUCCAAUGGACACAGUGGAGCUUGAGAAGCUAGCCUCCCGAAAGCUACGGAUCAGUGCUAAAGAGACAAUGAAGAUUGCCGAGAAGUUGUACACACAGGGCUACAUCAGCUACCCCAGGACGGAGACCAACAUCUUCCCCGACUCAUUUGACCUCAAUGCUAUCGUACAGGCACAGGCUGGUGACCCCCAGUGGGGGGAUUUUGCUGGGAACAUAUUAACGAGAGGGGCAACCCCUCGACAGGGGGCCAAGACAGACAAUGCUCAUCCUCCAAUUCAUCCGACAAAGUACACCAACACACUUCAGGGCAACGAACAGAGGAUCUAUGAGCUGGUGGUUCGUCAUUUCUUGGCCUGCUGUUCUCAAGAUGCUCGCGGACAGGAGACCACUGUCGACAUUGAAAUAGCCAAAGAAAAGUUUUCUGCUCAGGGGCUGAUGAUUAUCGAGAGGAACUACCUCGAUGUGUACCCCUAUGAUCGCUGGUCCACAAAGGUGAUUCCAGUUUACAACCAAGGCAGCACCUUCCAGCCCAGUUCUAUAGAGAUGGUUGAGGGUGAGACCACGCCCCCUCCCCUCCUACACGAGGCUGACCUCAUCACACUCAUGGAAAAGUACGGCAUAGGCACGGACGCCACUCAUGCAGAGCACAUUGAGACCAUCAAGACAAGGAACUAUGUGGGGGUACAACACGACGACAGUCUGGUGCCGGGGGAACUGGGAAUGGGACUAGUGGAAGGUUAUGACUCGAUGGGUUUUGAGCUCUCUAAGCCGCAGUUGAGGGCAGAGCUCGAGGCAGACUUGAAGAGGAUAUGUGAAGGCUCCAAAACUAGAGACGACGUCUUGUCUUCCACUCUGGAGAAAUAUCAUGAAGUGUUUCAGAAUGCCUACCAGCAGGCAAAUAAAUUGGAGGAAUCUCUUUCGAAGUACUUUGGGCCCUCACAGCCCAUUGCUGAGGACGAGCCGCCUUCUCUGGGGGAGGUGAUCCGGAGGUGUCCUCUCUGUCAACAGAAUGACCUUGUCAUCAAGAGGAAGAGAGAUGGAGGGUACAUGCUGAGCUGUCUUGGGUUCCCUGGCUGCAGAGCUGUUCAGUUUUUUCCUGCCUCAGUGCUCGAUGUCAAGAUGGACCCCUCUCUAUGCUCUACUUGUCAGCCACCCCCGGUCCACCAUCUGGCCCUGUCACUCAAGCCUGGCUCUGUUCCACCCUACCUCGGAUCACAGCUAGUUGGCUGCUCCUCUUGCGACCCUUGCUUCAGAAAUGAACUCGACAUUCGACCAAUCAGAAGUAGUGGAGAUAACAGUGGUGGUGGUUCCAGAUCUCAGACGUCAUCUUCUCAGUCUAGAGGUGGGGCCAGGGGUUCCUCAUCAAGGGGAGCUAAUCACAGGGGCUCCUCGUCAAGGGGAGCUAAUUAUAGGGGUGGCCCCUCACCUCGUGGGCGGGGGAGUUCUCGUAAGAGACCACACCCUGACAGCUGGGGAGGACCAGAGGAUCCACAGUCCUUAUCAGCCCCUAGUCGGAGACCAGCCCUCUUUGGUAUUUCAGGCAGCUUGAGCUCUGCUGACAACCAGACGUUGUGUGUGUGUGGAGAACCAGCCAUUCUUCUCACUGUACGGAAGGAGGACAGCAGCAACAAAGGCCGACAAUUCUACAAGUGUGCCAAGCGUGACGGAGGCUGUGACUUCUUCCUAUGGGCUGACGAACCUCCGCCCACUCCCACUAAUGAUAACUGGUCCCAUCCACCACCCUCACGUAAUACACACCCCUCACACAACACACAACCGUCACGUAAUACACAGAGAAGCUACUCAGAUGCACGAGGUAGCAACCCAAUCACUUGCAACUGUGGUUUGGAUGCCGUACAGAAAACUGUUCAGAAAGACGGUCCUAACAAAGGCAAGCUCUUCCACACUUGCUCUAAGCCGAGGGACGAACAGUGUGGCUACUUUGAGUGGUGCAAAGGAGCGAGUACGAGCUCUAGGGGGCGUGGCAGGGGAGGUAGGCAGCAGCGGGGGGCUGGGGGUGGAGAGAAGAAGACUCGGACAUGCAGUGUGUGCAGACAACCAGGACACACUAAACGAUCUUGUCCUAGACAAAAAGAACUUGUAUAGACUCUGUCUUAAAAUUCAUUAUUAAUACCACGCUCCUGUUAAUACUAAUUGUACCAUCGAUUUUAGGUGAAAAUUAUAGUUAGUGAAA